CAGUGACUCCGCAGCGGGCGGAGCGCCGUGGGCCGCGUCCUCCCCAGCGGUGGCGGUGGCGGCAGCGGCAGCGGCAGCGGCAGCUUCAGCUCCUGCUCCCCGUGCCAUCAGUCCCAGCGCUGUCUCCCGGGCCCCCCCGGGCCCCCGGGCCCUCAAGCCCGGUGCGCGCCCUUGCGUCCCGCCGGCCCCCUCCCCCGGCUGGGCCCGGGGGAGGGUGGCGCAGUGAGCGAGCAGGGACCGGGCUCUCCUGUCCCUUUCCCUGUCCCUGGGCUGCUAGGAUGGAGGCGGGGUCGGGGCCCCCGGGCGGCCCGGGAUCUGAAAGCCCCAACCGGGCAGUGGAGUACCUCCUGGAACUGAACAACAUUAUCGAAAGCCAGCAGCAGCUGCUGGAGACCCAGCGGCGGCGCAUCGAAGAACUGGAGGGCCAGCUGGACCAGCUCACCCAGGAGAACCGCGACCUGCGGGAGGAGAGCCAGUUGCACCGCGGAGAGCUACACAGGGACCCGCACGGUGUGCGGGACAGCCCGGGUCGCGAAAGCCAGUACCAGAACCUGCGCGAGACCCAGUUCCACCACCGCGAGCUGCGGGAGAGCCAGUUCCACCAGGCGACCCGGGACGUGGGCUAUCCGAACCGGGAUGGCGCCUACCAGAACCGGGAAGCCAUCUAUCGGGACAAGGAGCGGGAUGCCUCCUACCCGCUUCAGGACACUACGGGCUACCCGGCUCGCGAACGCGACAUGGCCCAGUGUCACCUGCACCACGAAAACCCAGCGCUGGGUCGCGAGCGUGGCGGGCGGGAUGCUGGGCCCAUGCACCCCGGCCGUGAGAAGGAAGGCGGAUAUUCGGCUGUGGUGGGUGUGGGGUCCCGUGCCCAGCGGGAGCGGGGCCAACUGAGCCGUGGCGCAUCCAGGAGCUCCAGCCCCGGAGCCGGCGGUGGCCACAGCACCAGUACCAGCACCAGCCCGGCCACAACGCUCCAGAGAAAAUCUGAUGGUGAGAAUUCCAGAACUGUCAGGUCCACAGCGUCUCAUACUCUACACCAGUAUUGCUGUCCUACUCAGGUCCUUGACUCCAUGAAGCUUACCCCCCCAGGCAGGCUGGCAGAGAGCAGUGUGGAGGGUGAUGCCCCAGGCAGUGACCUGAGCACAGCGGUUGAUAGUCCUGGGAGCCAACCCCCCUACCGGCUAAGCCAGUUGCCCCCCACCAGCAGCCACAUGGGCGGCCCCCCUGCUGGGGUGGGCCUUCCCUGGGCUCAGCGGGCUCGCCUCCAACCAGCCAGUGUCGCUCUGAGGAAACAGGAGGAAGAGGAGAUCAAGCGCUCCAAGGCUCUAUCGGACAGCUACGAACUCUCCACGGACCUGCAGGACAAGAAGGUGGAAAUGCUGGAGAGGAAGUAUGGGGGCUCCUUCCUGAGCCGCAGGGCUGCCAGAACCAUCCAGACUGCCUUCCGCCAGUACCGCAUGAACAAGAACUUUGAGCGGCUCCGCAGCUCAGCUUCAGAGAGCCGCAUGUCCCGCCGCAUAAUCCUUUCCAACAUGCGGAUGCAGUUCUCCUUUGAGGAGUAUGAGAAGGCCCAGAACCCAGCGUACUUCGAGGGCAAGCCUGCCUCGCUGGACGAGGGUGCCAUGGCUGGUGCCCGGAGCCACCGGCUUGAACGGGGGCUCCCCUAUGGAGGCUCCUGUGGUGGGGGCAUCGAUGGGGGGGGAAGCUCCGUCACCACAUCUGGAGAGUUUUCUAAUGACAUCACAGAGCUUGAGGACUCCUUCUCCAAACAGGUAAAGUCUCUGGCUGAAUCCAUUGAUGAAGCUCUGAACUGCCACCCAUCAGGGUCCAUGUCUGAGGAACCAGGAUCAGCUCAGCUGGAGAAACGAGAGUCAAAGGAACAGCAAGAGGACAGCUCAGCCACAUCUUUCAGUGACCUUCCUCUCUACUUGGAUGACACAGUUCCUCCAUCAUCCCCUGAGCGACUACCCAGCACAGAACCCACGCCGCAGGGCCGGCCUGAGUUCUGGGCACCGGCCCCUCUCCCUCCAGUUCCUCCACCUGUGCCAACAGGAGGCCGGGAAGAUGGUAGCCGUGAUGAUGGCCCUCGGAGGGCUCCUGGGUGCUUGGAGUGCCGGGAUUUCCGGCUGCGAGCUGCCCACCUUCCCCUGCUUACCAUUGAGCCUCCUAGUGACAGCUCUGUGGACCUGAGUGAUCGUUCAGAUCGCGGUUCUGUCCACCGCCAGCUGGUAUAUGAGGCUGAUGGCUGUAGCCCCCAUGGAACCCUAAAGCACAAGGGGCCACCAGGCAGGGCCCCCAUCCCACACCGCCACUACCCAGCCCCAGAGGGUCCAGCCCCAGCCCCACCAGGACCCCUGCCACCAGCCCCCAAUAGUGGCACUGGGCCCGGUGGUGUAACUGGGGGUCGAAGGUUGGGAAAGUGUGAGGCAGCAGGUGAGAACUCUGACGGUGGAGAUAAUGAGAGCCUAGAGAGCUCUAGCAACUCCAAUGAGACCAUCAACUGCAGUUCUGGGUCCUCUUCAAGGGACAGCCUGAGGGAGCCUCCAGCCUCAGGUCUGUGCAAACAGACUUACCAGCGGGAGACAAGGCAUAGUUGGGACUCACCAGCCUUCAACAAUGAUGUGGUGCAGAGGCGGCACUACAGGAUCGGCCUCAACCUCUUCAAUAAGAAGCCAGAGAAGGGUAUCCAGUAUCUGAUCGAGAGGGGCUUCCUGUCAGACACACCAGUGGGCGUGGCUCACUUCAUCCUGGAACGGAAAGGCCUGAGCCGGCAGAUGAUAGGGGAAUUCCUAGGGAACCGGCAGAAGCAGUUCAACAGAGACGUGUUGGACUGUGUGGUGGAUGAGAUGGACUUCUCCUCCAUGGAUUUGGAUGAUGCACUCCGGAAGUUCCAAUCCCACAUCCGAGUUCAGGGCGAGGCCCAGAAAGUGGAGCGACUCAUCGAAGCCUUUAGCCAGCGGUACUGUGUAUGUAAUCCAGCCCUCGUUCGCCAGUUCCGGAACCCAGACACCAUCUUCAUCCUUGCUUUUGCCAUUAUCCUUCUCAAUACUGACAUGUACAGUCCCAGCGUCAAGGCAGAACGCAAGAUGAAGCUAGAUGACUUCAUCAAGAAUCUAAGAGGGGUUGACAAUGGCGAAGAUAUCCCACGAGACCUCCUGGUAGGCAUCUAUCAGCGUAUCCAGGGGCGUGAACUGCGAACCAAUGAUGACCAUGUGUCCCAGGUGCAGGCUGUGGAGCGCAUGAUUGUGGGCAAGAAACCGGUCCUAUCUCUUCCUCAUCGUCGACUGGUAUGCUGCUGCCAGCUCUAUGAGGUGCCAGAUCCAAACCGCCCCCAGAGGCUAGGGUUGCAUCAGCGGGAGGUCUUCCUCUUCAACGAUCUUCUGGUGGUCACCAAAAUUUUCCAGAAGAAGAAGAUCUUGGUGACGUACAGUUUCCGCCAGUCCUUUCCCCUUGUGGAAAUGCACAUGCAGCUUUUCCAGAAUUCAUAUUACCAAUUUGGGAUCAAGUUGCUGUCUGCAGUACCUGGUGGGGAGCGAAAAGUCCUCAUCAUCUUUAAUGCCCCCAGCCUCCAGGACCGGCUGCGCUUCACUUCUGACCUGCGUGAGUCCAUUGCAGAAGUGCAGGAAAUGGAGAAAUACCGUGUGGAGUCGGAGCUGGAGAAGCAGAAAGGUCUGAUGCGACCCAAUGCCUCGCAGCCCGGAGGGGCCAAGGACUCAGUGAAUGGCACGCUGGCCCGCAGCAGCCUGGAAGACACAUAUGGGGCAGGCGAUGGGCUCAAACGGGGUGCUCUCAGCAGUUCCCUGAGAGAUCUUUCUGAUGCAGGGAAACGGGGGCGGCGUAACAGCGUGGGAUCGCUGGACAGCACCAUCGAAGGGUCUGUUAUUAGCAGUCCACGCCCUCACCAGAGGAUGCCACCUCCGCCCCCACCCCCGCCGCCAGAGGAGUACAAGAGCCAGAGGCCCGUCUCCAACUCCUCAUCCUUCCUGGGCUCCCUAUUUGGAAGCAAGCGGGGCAAGGGGCCCUUCCAGAUGCCACCACCGCCAACAGGCCAGGCCUCUGCCUCCUCUUCAUCUGCUUCUUCCACCCACCACCAUCACCACCACCACCACCAUGGUCAUAGCCAUGGUGGCCUGGGGGUGCUGCCUGAUGGGCAGUCCAAGCUUCAGGCCCUGCAUGCCCAGUAUUGCCAAGGACCGGGCCCUGCCCCGCCACCCUACCUCCCACCCCAGCAACCUCCUCUCCCUCCACCUCCUCAGCAGCCUCCACCCCUGCCCCAGCUAAGCUCCAUUCCCCCGCCUCCUGCCUCCGCGCCCCCUGUAGGGCCACAUCGACACUUCCAUGCCCAUGGCCCAAUCCCAGGCCCCCAGCACUACACCUUGGGCCGACCAGGCAGGGCUCCCAGACGGGGUGCUGGAGGACACCCUCAAUUUGCCCCACAUGGCCGCCACCCCCUGCACCAGCCCACAUCUCCAUUGCCUCUGUACAGUCCUGCCCCGCAGCACCCUCCAGCCCACAAACAGGGCCCAAAGCACUUCAUCUUCAGCCACCACCCACAGAUGAUGCCAGCAGCAGGGGCCUCUGGGGGCCCUGGGUCCCGGCCACCAGGGGGCUCCUACUCUCACUCCCACCACCCCCAGUCACCCUUGUCACCGCACUCACCUAUCCCACCUCACCCAUCCUACCCACCUCUGCCUCCACCCUCACCCCACACUCCGCACUCACCUCUGCCACCCACCUCUCCCCAUGGCCCACUGCACGCUUCUGGCCCCCCUGGCACAGCCAAUCCAUCUACAGCAAACCCCAAGACCAAGCCAAGCCGGAUCAGCACCGUGGUCUGAUGAAUGGAGAGUGUAAUCUGGGACCCAGGGAGGUCUGGGGGAGCCACAGAAGAGGGACAUUGAGCCCUCUCUGCUUCCUCAGUUUUUCAAAAUAUAUAUAAACACAUAGAAAUGUCCUCCUCCCCACUUCCUUCCCUCCUCAGGACCCAUCCUCUAACCUCUUCUAGUCUCCACGGGGUUUUCUUCCAGAUUCCAGGAUUCUUGCCACUUGAAGCCUGGGCACAGGCUCUCCAGUCCUGGCGAGUGGUGAGGACCUUUGGAGAGCCUUGUUCUCUUUUUCCGUUUUUCAUCCUUGCCCUGUUUCCCCAGGAGGUCUAGCUUGGUGGAUUCAGACCUUUGGGCUAGGGUGAGCUCCCUGUUGGCUCUGGUGAAGGAGGGGCAGGUGUCAGGAGCAUUGAGGGUGAAGGCAUCCUUCAGGCUCCUAUGGCCUCAUGAGCUAGAAGAUAUGGCCAAACAUCAGCUGGUUCUGUCUGCACACUGACCUCAAGGCCUAGUCAUACACCUUGAUGGGGCUCUGCUUACCAGAGAACAUGGACUGUCAGUGCACUCAUUGGGUGCACCGAUAGACCUACUUCUAGCAGUUCCCAGAAAAUGCAGUGCUUCCUCUCUGGAACCAGUCUCUGCCCUCCCUCCACUGAGUCUCAACCUAGGCCUAUAAGCUCCAGGAUCUUGCCCCUCCUGAUCAAAGUCCAGACAUGUUUGGAGGGAGCAGAGAGCUCAGAUCUGGGAUGAGAAGGGCACUGCCCUCCCUCACCCAUAUUGCAUGCCCCUCAUUCCCUUCCACCUUUCCCACCCACAACUGAAGACAAUGCACUUUACAGAUCAUACCCACACACACCUUAUUGGGGCUGGGCACUGAGCCUCACCCCUGGGGAGACAGGCUCCCUCAGGGCCACCGGGAGCCCAAGAUGUUCUUCCAAGACAGAGAUUGAUGCCAUCAGAAAAGGGGUUGGAUGCCUCAGUCCUCCUGUUAAUCAAAAUCUCCACUGCCUCUCCUGCUCUUUCCAGCCCUGUUUAUUUAUUAUAAAUAUUUUUUUUACGAGCCCCAGUUCCUCUUCUUGCCACACAUCCCCAGAUACUUUCUCAGCUCCUGCCUCCCACUUCCUCCCCUCUCCUCCACAGGUUGCAGUCCAGACAGACAGACCCAGGCUGGAUGAAGGGGCCAGGGGAGCCUGGGGUUUGGGGUGGGGAAGGGUAGCAGUGGGAGGGGCUGUA
Molecule: messenger RNA, 6056 nt
Organism: Sorex araneus (European shrew)
Lineage: Eukaryota; Metazoa; Chordata; Mammalia; Eulipotyphla; Soricidae
Gene: IQSEC2
Product: IQ motif and Sec7 domain ArfGEF 2
Exons: 16
Coding region: 279-4841 (1520 amino acids)
Biological process (GO): actin cytoskeleton organization; regulation of ARF protein signal transduction
Molecular function (GO): protein binding; guanyl-nucleotide exchange factor activity
Source: RefSeq, a predicted model, not a curated record